UUUCGCGCUGGAGGAGCGGCCCACUCAGCGAUCGCGAGCAAUGCGAUUUGGAACUGCAAUCGGAUCGAAUCCCAAUCGCAGUUCCGUUGAUAACUCAACUCAGUCAUUUUCGAGUGUCGUGUGUGAUCGAAUCUACAUCUGCGGCUGAACAUCUUGCCUUAAAAACAUUACAACCAGAACUAGAAAACAUUCCAGGACUACUAAAAGUGACAACCAGACAAAAUGCAGUUGCUGAAUUUAGCGUGCCUCAAACAAAAGGUGGCACACAUCGCCAACAACAACAACCAGAACCAAAGCAAAGAAUCCCAAGAAAGAGAUCCGAAGGAUACAGGAAUCUUUGGGUGCUUUGCCAAGAAGGAAGAGCAGCAUCAAAAUCCGAAAAAGAAACAGUCAGAAGAACCCAGGGAGAGUUCCCAUUCGGGCAGCUAUAAAGUCCAGCAAAAGGAGCAAGAACAGAGGGAAUCGGAGAACGAGCAUCCAGCCAUUUACCGCCAGCAGGACGAGGAGUUUCAUCCGAUAAAAAAGGAGAAGCCCCAGAAAACCCCACCCAUAUCCAAGCAACCCCGUCCGCGGAAUACCCCAAGAUCGCAAAGUCAGCCGGCUUUAAACAACCGACGACGUCCGGGAACCCCACCACCACACACAGUCGCAGCUGGAAACGGAACCGCAAGCAGGAGCAUGACCUCCAUACCUGCCAAUCUGUCUAGCAAUAAUGUGGCUGGAGCAGCAACCUUACCAGGAGCUGCGGCACCGCCAGAGAAACAGCCGUGGCCAAACUCCAAGGACGAUUACGAGCUGAGGGACGUCAUUGGUGUGGGAGCCACAGCCGUUGUCCAUGGUGCUUACUGUAUUCCGAGGAACGAGAAGUGUGCCAUCAAGCGCAUUAACCUCGAGAAGUGGAACACAUCGAUGGACGAACUGCUCAAGGAGAUUCAAGCCAUGUCCUCUUGUUUUCAUGAGAACGUAGUCACCUAUCACACCUCAUUUGUAGUGAGGGAAGAGCUCUGGUUGGUGCUGAGACUUUUGGAAGGCGGUUCGCUGCUGGACAUCAUCAAGCACAAGAUGCGAACGUCUAAUUGCAAACAGGGUGUCUUCGACGAAGCCACCAUUGCCACGGUGUUGAAGGAAGUGCUGAAGGGAUUGGAGUAUUUCCACUCGAACGGGCAAAUUCAUCGAGAUAUCAAGGCAGGCAACAUUUUGAUUGGUGACGAUGGCACCAUCCAAAUCGCUGACUUCGGAGUGAGUGCAUGGCUGGCUACUGGCAGGGAUUUGUCCAGGCAGAAAGUGCGCCACACCUUUGUGGGAACACCCUGUUGGAUGGCUCCCGAGGUGAUGGAGCAAGAUCAUGGUUACGACUUCAAGGCGGACAUUUGGUCCUUUGGAAUAACGGCGAUCGAAAUGGCCACGGGCACUGCACCCUACCAUAAAUACCCGCCCAUGAAGGUGCUAAUGCUGACCCUGCAGAAUGACCCGCCCACCUUGGACACGGGUGCGGACGAAAAGGAUCAGUACAAGGCUUAUGGCAAGACAUUCCGCAAGAUGAUCGUCGAGUGCCUCCAAAAGGAGCCAUCGAAGCGUCCCACGGCUAGUGAGCUUUUGAAGCACGCCUUCUUCAAGAAGGCCAAGGAUCGCAAGUAUCUCACCCAGACACUGCUGCAAUCCGGGCCCAGUAUGGAGACCAGGGUUCACAAGGCGGCGAAACGGCAGCCAGGAGCUUCGGGUCGCUUGCAUCGCACGGUGACAGGCGAAUGGGUUUGGUCCAGCGAAGAGGAGGACAAUGGUGGCUCAGCCGCCGGUUCUGGAUCAGGAGGCAGAAAACACCCCUCCUCGGACUCGGAUUCCGAAGAUAGACCCAUAAACCGAUUGGAAAGAGCCGACUCCUCCGACAGCGACCGGGAUGAGCCUUCUCCCGAAAUAACACAUAGUGUUUCCUCAGCCACAGUGACACCUGGAGCUGCAGUUGGCGCUGCUGCUACCCGAGAGCUAACAGCUGGCAUGGCUCAGUUACCACUUCCCAGCGAAGCCGCCGGCGAAGCGCCACCAGUCAAUCUUGUCCUGCGCAUGCGCAACUUGCGACGUGAGCUCCACGACAUUCGCUUCGAGUUUGUAGUGGGAAAGGAUACAGCCGAGGGCAUCGCUACAGAACUGGUAGAUGCCGGUCUCGUUGACGCGCUGGAUACCCAACCGAUGGCUACGCAUCUGGAUCAACUGAUAGCUGCCAGUGCAACGAUGAAAACGAUUACUUUCCAAUUGAGCUCCGGCGUGCAGCCGGGCGAAGUGCCCGACGAACGAUCGCUGGUGGGAUAUGCGCAGAUCUCCAUCACGGACUAGUGAUCUGCCACGGAGCAUGCAUCACAGCCAACCCAACCCAUCACAAGAGCAUCCGAAACACCAACACAUAGCACCAUCCCUAGGAAACCAAGCCAGUCUGAUGAUACGUAAGGCCAGGAGGGUUCGGGAUCUGGAUUUCCCGACUGGAGCCGUUUCUGUUUGCUGCUUUUAGCACUGGACUAGAACUAACCGUAUAUGCUAGUGAUAGAUCUUAACGCGAGCCGAUCAUAGUAAACGAUAGAGAAACUAUCUAUACACACGUAUAUAUGUUAAAUAGGGUGGGUCGAUUUUGGUUGAAAAAGAUAGAGCGUGUAAAAUUAGGUUUCCAUGAUUUCAACCUCUUGGUAUAAAGUUGUUAUCAAGUGUUUGAUAUACUUACUAUUUAGCUUAAAUAUUUUUCAAUUGGUACAACCUAAAAAGCUAUAGGAUCUGAGUUAUACUACAAGUUGAAUCACUUGAAAUUGUUCUUUAGAUUUUAUUUAUCCAACUAGAAAUCGGCCCGCCUUACGUACUAUAUAAAUCCUAUGCGCAUUGUAAUUAAUCCAUGUGCCCCGACCCGUUUUUCUCGCCCCGCUAAAGUAAUUGAAGAAUCGUGUACUUAUUCGUUUCGUUUGUCUUUAAGUAGCUCUGUACAUACACCACUCGUAUAUAUAUAUAUAUAUAUAUAUAUAUAUAUAUAUAUAUAUAUAUACAUAUAUACAUACAUAUAUAUACAUAUAUAUACAUAUAUAUAUAUAUGUAUAUAUAUAGUUCUUGGUUUUAAUUAGCCCACUGAAAUCAGUAGAUUCUGAUGUAGUCCUGCCUUUAUUUAUCAUUUACCAACUGCUCCCCCGCCAGGCGUCUUUAAUUUAUUCUCUAGCAAUUUAAACUACUAAUUUUUAAAUCCUAGCGCCUAAGACUUGUUUUUGUUUUACUCUUAUUAUUUUGUAUUUUAUUUUACCAUAAAUUACCACUACUCUGUAUACCUACUUUAUGAGUUUUCCGAUAAGAUCGCAAAGGAAGGAUGUAAACUUAAGUGAGGCCAGAGGAAGAUCCUGAAGAGAGAACAGGAGAGUAGAAAUUAUGAUUCAAGCUCUGUAACUACCUUGAAGUAAAUCGUAAAUCAAUUACUUUAAAAAUGAAUAAUAUUAAACCUCGUAUAGUUCAAGAAAAAUUCCAAAAAAAGAAACGAAAAAUGAAUUAAUUUUGUGUUUUUAUUGGCCAAUUUGCGUUGCACUGGCAUUGCUAUUUGUUUGAUUUCGGGAUUCCAGUUGGAAAGAAUUUUUUAUUUUUAAUUUUAUUUAAAUUGCAGUAUUUAAUGGAAUUUAGUUUAAAUUUAAAAAGUGAACAAGUUUAGAGGCAACUAUUUAUUUAUUCGCCUAUAUUGGAUUUUCAAGAAUUUUUCAAGUAACCCUUCAGCAAAUAUUCAUCUUUAUGAAGCUCAACCGAUAACAAAACAAAAUAAUGUAUUCUUACGAUACGCAUUCUUUGGAGGAAAUGUUUAGCUCCUACUAAUAAGUACAGUAAACCAUUGAUUGGGUGGACUUCGCCUAAGCUCACGCAACAAAGAAGCCAGUGUAUGCCUGUAAUUUUAGACUUUUUAAGAGCAUUGCUGGGCUACCAGCCACUAAGCAAAGAGUUUUAGUCCUAGAAAAACACAAUACUUGCUAGCGUUUUAAAUGCAAAGACCGCUUAGAUACUUAGCAAUAAAGUUGCUGCAACAAAUGAAAUUGAAUAGAGUUUUAUCCCAGAUAGACUGUUAUCAAUUGUAUACGAGAAACUCGAAUAAAAAUCACAUUUGGGGUGUACUUCUAAUAUAUAUGUA
Molecule: messenger RNA, 4135 nt
Organism: Drosophila yakuba
Lineage: Eukaryota; Metazoa; Arthropoda; Insecta; Diptera; Drosophilidae
Product: E3 ubiquitin-protein ligase RNF181 homolog
Exons: 2
Coding region: 223-2331 (702 amino acids)
Biological process (GO): protein phosphorylation
Molecular function (GO): protein serine/threonine kinase activity; ATP binding; protein serine/threonine kinase activator activity
Source: RefSeq, a predicted model, not a curated record